UUUAAAUUAAAAAAAUGGUUCGUAUGAUCGUAUCGCUUCGACGUUUCUUCCUCCUUCACCUUCUCCUUCGCGAGAGUCGUCAUCGCAUAUCAAUCACGCUCCUCCUAUAUAAGUCGCCGCUAAUUUUAUAGCCGGAGAUAGUCUCCGAUCAUCGACCGAUCGCUUGCUUUGAUACUAUUUUUUUUCGGGUUCUGAGAUUCCUGGAUUGGGUUACUAAAAUCUCUUUAUACAAGAACAUGGGACAAAAGAGAUGGCUAUUCUUGCUGGCAAUUUUCGCUGUUCUUCUGGCAUUUACAAGUGGAAGAGGUGUUCUCAAGUUGAAGAGCGAUGAUGGUCAACAUGUGUACAACCAUACUCUCACUCUAACACUUGUGGAGUAUGCUUCUGCGGUCUAUGUGUCUGAUUUGACAGAACUAUUCAACUGGACGUGUGAGAGAUGCAAUGGUUUGACAAAGGGUUUCGAAGUAAUAGAGAUAAUAUUUGACGUUGAGCAUUGCCUACAGGCAUAUGUUGGUGUGGCAAAGGAUUUGAAUGCUAUUAUUAUUGCAUUCCGGGGAACUCAAGAACACAGCAUACAAAAUUGGGUCUCCGAUUUGUUCUGGAAACAGCUCGAUCUAAAUUACCCUGACAUGCCAGAUGCAAUGGUGCACCAUGGCUUUUAUAGUGCUUAUCACAAUACAACUCUACGGCCCGCAGUUUUGGGUGCAGUACAACGAGCGAAGAUAUCCUAUGGUGCGAACAUCAACAUCAUUGUGACUGGUCAUUCAAUGGGAGGAGCCAUGGCUGCCUUUUGUGGACUAGACCUAGUUGUAAAUGAAGGAGAAGAAAACGUACAGGUGAUGACAUUUGGGCAACCUCGUGUUGGGAAUGCGGCUUUUGCAUCUUAUUACAGUUUGCUUGUGCCUAACACCUUCAGGAUCACGCAUGAGCAUGAUAUGGUUCCUCAUCUACCUCCUUUCUAUCAUAUUUUCCCUCAGAAAACAUACCACCACUUCCCAACAGAGGUGUGGGUGAGAGAUCUCGGUUUUUCGAGUCUAGUUCUUGCUAGUGUGGAGAAAGUUUGUGACAACACUGGUGAGGAUCCUACAUGCAGCAGAUCGGUGGUGGGGAAUAGCAUCUCUGACCAUUUAAAGUACUUUGGGAUAGAUCUAAGGUGUGAGACGUGGAGACAAUGCACAAUAGUGAUGAGCCACGAGAUGGAUAGAUUCAGCAGGAAAGAUUCAAAGGGUAACCUAGUAAUGUCACGGACACUUCCUUCCACGACUGUUAACGAAACAGAAGCUCUACUCGAAAAUGGUAAUCUUUAAAGUCUAGAGGUGUCGGUGGGAUAGAGUCUUUGUCAAGCAAAGUUUGAAAGGGAAGGUUUUGGGAGACUCAUAUGUGGAGAAAGAAGAAUGGGUCGCUGUUUCUUUGUGGGGUCUAGAAAGAAAGUGUGUAGAUAAUAACAAAAGACUUUUGUAAAUUAAAAGUCGUAGGGUGAAUAGCAUGUAACAAUGUAUAGUUGUAAUUUUUAAUUAAGUCGUAGGUUUAAAUCCAUGUUCACAUUGUAAUUGGAUCCAAAUAUGUAAUAAUGUAUAUGGGAUAUUGAUUGACA
Brassica oleracea var. oleracea is the source of this 1594-nucleotide messenger RNA. Its product is annotated as probable feruloyl esterase A. The coding region runs from base 237 to 1307 and encodes 356 amino acids. Gene Ontology annotation, biological process: lipid metabolic process. Lineage: Eukaryota; Viridiplantae; Streptophyta; Magnoliopsida; Brassicales; Brassicaceae. The record is from RefSeq and is a predicted model, not a curated record. The transcript has 11 exons.